Messenger RNA from Pleurotus ostreatus (oyster mushroom), 273 nucleotides. RefSeq lists its product as uncharacterized. The coding region runs from base 1 to 273 and encodes 90 amino acids. The transcript is spliced from 3 exons. Lineage: Eukaryota; Fungi; Basidiomycota; Agaricomycetes; Agaricales; Pleurotaceae. The record is from RefSeq and is a predicted model, not a curated record.
AUGGUUCAAGGAAAGACCAAAGGGCUUCAAGCCAAAGCAUCUUCAUCUAGACAUGCUGCAAAAGCCGCCGCAAACACAAAGAAAGGGAAAAAAUAUGUCGCUCCGAAAAAAGCGAUCCUUGUGAAGCAAGCCGCCAUGCAUAAAGCUCUCAGCGCCAAGAUCAACAAGUCAAUAGAGCAGCAAAUGGUCUCAGCUGCUUCUGCAGGCAAACUGACAAUAAUGAAGCACACUGCACCGGAGCCUGAUAAGGGCGGGAAAGUGGGGAAAUCUUGA